AAGAAGGUUAGGUAGACUGUGAGAGAAAGAGAAAAAAAAAGGGGGACGUCGAUGGAACCAAGCAGGAGCAGAACCUCUCCAGACACGGCAGCGGAGGAUCUGAGUGGAUCUGAUUCAAAACAGCCUGUAUAUUCGGAAUUGGAUGCAAAGAGUGAUUUGGGAAAGAAGCCUUCUCAGUGGAUGCAGUCGCCGGCUUCCAUAUCCAAAAUCAUGCACAAUGUAUGGCAAUUGAGCAGGAAGAAGGAUGUUGUGUGCCUUAUUUUAUCAUAUCCUCCAUUCAACUCCUGGAACAAUGAAAGACACAGAGGCUGGAUUCUAGAUGUUUUGGAGAUUAUUCACAAAGUACGAACACAGUACGAGAAUAACGCAGCUAAUGUUUUAGGGUUCUCUUCUGAAAUCACUAGAUUGCUUCAUCAUUCAAUCCAUGAUAUUGAAGCUCAUGUUCCAACAGGGAUCUCUGUUAAGAUGUGUGAGCGGUGGUCUCCAGGGCAUACAGCACCUAAGAAGGCAAUGCUGGAUUUGUGUAUUGAUGAUUUUAUGAUUCGGCAAUUUUCACAACAUAUACAAAUUCCCGAAAUUCGGAGUAUUUUGAUUUCAGAAGUAAAUGAUAAAGCCUUUCCGUGCAGACUGAAGAAUCUUCCACCAAUAAGGCAAAUGUUUGAUCCCGUCAUUCAAGUAAAUGUCAAGUCUUGUCUGACAAGUAAAGAUAUAGAGGAUAGAAUCAUAGAAGAAUUGGGUUUCUCAAAAUAUAGCAGAGGGGAAGCAGAGCAAAUAUUGAGAAGCCAUAAUUUCUUAAUCCUUCUUGAUGACUUCCAUACACGGAGAAUAAAUUUGCAUGAGCUGGGGAAUGGCUGGUGGAACUCAGACAACACUCAAAAGAUAGUUUUGAUAAGCUUUUUAUUUCAUCCAGGGGUGCUAGUGGAUCUGGAGAUUAGGAGGAACCAUCAUCUAUUAUCAUGGGAAUUAUUUUGUAGGAAUGUUGGUGAAGUUGUGCAUUCUUCAACUAUCCAGCAGCUAGCUAUACAUGUGAUUAGACAAUGCUUUGGCCAUUUCCUAGCCUUGGUUCUAAUGGCAAGAGCCUUAAAAGAGGUCAAGGAUGUUUGCAUCUGGCAGCACGCAUCUCGGGUUAUAGGCUUUCUACCAACAUCACAUGUCGAAGAUUGAAUUUUGCUUAAUGCAUUAGCAUUCAUUCUGGGGCAUUUAGGUUCCACAAAUAAAUGUGUAAAAUAUUGUGCAUCUUACCUAGAGAUGGAAGGAACGAACAAAGUUGAUUUAAUUAAAAGGUGGAUGAAAGAAGGCUUAAUCAGAACACUCAAUGAAGGAGAACAAAUUGUUCAACAUCUUGACAAUGCCCUCUUGUUGGAAAGCUUUCGGAAUGGAGAGUUAGUCCAAACGCGAGAUGAAAUCCGUAAGGAGUUAGUGAAUUUUUAUAAAGCCAAAAUGAAUCCAAUACUACUUGUUGAACUAGAUGGAAGAGGACUCAUGGAGGCACCAAAAAAUGAGGCAUGGGAUGAAGCGAAUGAGAUGCAUUUGAUGAAUAAUAAAAUAUCCAAGCUAUCGGAUAAUCCAAAUUGCCCUAAACUUAGUGUAUUAUUCUUACAAGGUAACCGUCAUCUGAGGGUUAUUUCUCCAUCUUUUUUCCAAUGCAUGCUUAUCCUCCAAAUCCUAGACUUGUCCCAAACUAAAAUAGUCUUUACCACAAUCUUUUUUUAAGUUGGUUCAACUUCGAAAAUUCAUUUUAAGAAGUUGUGAACUAUUUAAGGAGUUGCCAGCUGAAGUAGGAGAAUUCUGUCAUCUUGAGGUACUUGAUCUUGAAGGAACUGAAAUCAUAAAUUUACCAGUUGCUAUUGGGAAACUGACAAAUUUGACAUGCUUGAAAAUGUCAUUUUAUCCUCAAAUUAACCACAAUAGAAGAAGCAACCAUUCAAAUACAAUCAUACCCCAGAAUGUCAUAUCCAAUUUGCUUCAAUUGGAAGAGUUAAGCAUAAAUGUGAAUCCAGAAGAUGAAAGAUGGAAUGUAACCAUGAAAGAUAUUGUAAAGGAAAUUUGCAGCUUAAACCGAUUGCAUUUUCUUAAACUUCACUUGCCAGAAGUUUUGCUUUUGAAUGACUUGAGAAGUGGAUCAUCAUUGAGAAACCUGUCAUGGAUGCACUUUAGAUUUAUUGUUGGCAAUCAUCUGAAGCAUAUAAUAUCCCGGUUGCCACAUGAAUCUGCAAUUAAAUUUGAAGAACAAGAAAGUUGUUUGAAGU
Molecule: messenger RNA, 2249 nt
Organism: Vitis vinifera (wine grape)
Lineage: Eukaryota; Viridiplantae; Streptophyta; Magnoliopsida; Vitales; Vitaceae
Exons: 2
Coding region: 52-1164 (370 amino acids)
Molecular function (GO): ADP binding
Source: RefSeq, a predicted model, not a curated record